AUGAUGUCUUGUGUUUUUGAUGCGGCUUGUGCUUACGGUGUUCGUGUGGAGCACCAUAUUGAUGGUGGGUUGCUAGAGUCAUCUGGAGUUGUUUUGCACAAAGAUUCCAAAUGGCUCAAUGCUUGGCAAGACUUCAAAGAUAAUAAUCAGUAUGUACAGAAAUUUUUCGAUUUGAAGGCCCAGUAUGAAGAAAGCGAGCACGUCCUAGCUCGGUCUAUGAGAUUUUUAUCCGAUCGUGCAUCUCAGCUGUUCAGUGGACUCAAAUCAAACAACGAGCUCCGGACGGUACUUGACGAAAUCACCAAAAUUGACUCCCGCUUUGAUACCGAAAGCUUCUUACGCUAUUGCAGGUUCGUGGUGAUUCCUAAUGUGCUAGAGGCAAUCGUCCGAGGAGACUUGGAAAUCCUCAAAGAUUGGUGCUAUGAAGCUCCUUAUAAUAUCCUCGCAACGCCAACGCAACAAAUGCGACAGUUGGGGUUGGUGUCGAAAUCUCGCAUUCUCGAUGUUCAGUCUCCUGACAUCCAGAUGGGGAAAAUGAUGGAACAAGGCCCCGUACUAGUAAUCAGUUUCCAAGCACAGCAAAUCAAUUGUAUUUAUGAUAAAAAUGGAUGUAUCCAUGAGGGCGAUCCAAACAAAGUGUUACGUGUAACACACGUGUGGGCGUUGUGCCGAGAUCAAGAAGAAUUUAACCCUUUGGCGGCCUGGCGCAUCUUGGACAUUGCUAUGCUUCCCAGUGAACAAUGGCUAUGAACACUGACUGUAGCAUUGACAAUUCGUUUGUACAUAAAUCGCCUUUGGCUUAGAAAUGCUAUUUCACCUCACCGAUGCUACACAAACCUAGUGACUCUUUGCCACCCUAUGUGAUGAACCUGGACAAACACCUCUCAUUAUUUCCAAUCACAGCUUGUUAUUUUCUCCAUCGACCAGUUCAGUCUAGCUCCUAGUCAUGGCCAGAUCAUUGUCGUUUUGGCCCUACGCUCGCUCGCUGCCAAUGAUUUCCACUUCGUCUUGUACAAAUGAAGCCUGUAUUACUAGAUAUCCAGACACCUGUCUGUUAAAAUACUGACCCCCUUUUUCCCUGCCUGACACUCUUGUCUCACUGGA
This is a messenger RNA of Dicrocoelium dendriticum, 1104 nucleotides long. NCBI's taxonomy places the organism in Eukaryota, Metazoa, Platyhelminthes, Trematoda, Plagiorchiida, Dicrocoeliidae. The record is from the annotation of a GenBank genome assembly.